Messenger RNA from Kwoniella shivajii, 261 nucleotides. RefSeq lists its product as uncharacterized. Gene Ontology annotation, cellular component: RNA polymerase I complex; RNA polymerase III complex; RNA polymerase II, core complex. Gene Ontology annotation, molecular function: zinc ion binding; DNA binding. Bases 1 to 261 code for a protein of 86 amino acids. The transcript has 3 exons. The record is from RefSeq and is a predicted model, not a curated record. NCBI's taxonomy places the organism in Eukaryota, Fungi, Basidiomycota, Tremellomycetes, Tremellales, Cryptococcaceae. Gene Ontology annotation, biological process: DNA-templated transcription.
AUGUCACAACAACCUAAUCGGUACACACAAGAAAACCGAAAUGAAAUGCCACCCAGAGAUAUUCCUAAACCUCCAGAAUCGAUCGAGUAUAUCUGUGGAGAUUGCGGUGCUAAGACAGCUAUGAAGAACGGUGAACUUAUCAGAUGUAGAGAAUGUGGACACAGAGUGAUGUACAAACCGAGGACGACGAGAAUCGUAAGUACCGAAGCCCAUCUAAUCCCCGUUCUCAAGUAUUUUGCACUGAACAGUUAUAUUCCAUAG